AUGAAUAAUAAUGUAUACCAUUCGCCUGAAGUAUCAGAAUCUAAUGAAGAAUAUCCAUCAAAUCAACGAAAGAUAAUUGUAAAAGACUUAAGAUGGCGUUCUUCGACAGGCUACAGUAGCUCAUUGAUGAUAGCAGUACAAAGAGUGUAUAAUGAAUAUUCUUCAAAUACACUUUCACGAUCAUUAACUUUACUACUUACUCCUAAUAGUUCUACCGUUUCUACUACAGGUUCUAAUACUCCUCAUACAGGUUCUACUCCUACCAUUGGUUCUAAUAAUCCUAAUAAAAGUCCUCCUCCUACUACCGUUCCUACUGCUCAUAUUACUAGUUCUACUGUUUUUGGCUCUAUUAAUGUGUUGAGAUCAAACACUAACAGUAUCAAAAAAGCAUCGAUUAGGAACAUCAAACAAAGACAUAAAAUCGAAGAAACCAUUAAUUGA
Funneliformis mosseae is the source of this 441-nucleotide messenger RNA. NCBI's taxonomy places the organism in Eukaryota, Fungi, Glomeromycota, Glomeromycetes, Glomerales, Glomeraceae. The record is from the annotation of a GenBank genome assembly.